Gossypium arboreum is the source of this 1196-nucleotide messenger RNA. RefSeq names its product nuclear cap-binding protein subunit 2. Gene Ontology annotation, cellular component: nuclear cap binding complex. Gene Ontology annotation, molecular function: RNA cap binding. The transcript is spliced from 8 exons. Bases 160 to 921 code for a protein of 253 amino acids. Lineage: Eukaryota; Viridiplantae; Streptophyta; Magnoliopsida; Malvales; Malvaceae. Gene Ontology annotation, biological process: mRNA cis splicing, via spliceosome. The record is from RefSeq and is a predicted model, not a curated record.
UACUUAAUUCGCCUGCAGAAGGCAUCGUACUCAGCUGUACUGUUUAUCAAGGGCAAAGGCAAGGGCAAGGGCAAGGGCAAGGUCAAGGGCAAAAGUUUCGACCUUUAUAAUUCGUUAUAUGCAGGCAAUACGAAUUUUUGGGAGCUUUUGAAGAAGGCAAUGGCUUCUCUGUUCAAGGACCCAGCUAAGCUUUCAGCAUACCGAGACAGAAGAUUCAAUGGUUCGCAAGAGGAAUUCGAGCAAGCACUCCUCACUUCGACAACCGUCUACAUCGGAAACAUGUCUUUUUACACUACUGAAGAACAAGUUUAUGAGCUUUUCUCUAGAGCCGGUGAAAUCAAGAAAAUUAUUAUGGGCCUUGACAAGAACUCUAAAACGCCUUGCGGCUUUUGCUUUGUCCUGUAUUAUUCUAGGGAAGAUGCUGAGGAUGCCGUUAAAUACAUUAGUGGGACAAUCCUUGAUGACCGCCCGAUUCGUGUUGAUUUUGAUUGGGGAUUUGUUGAAGGAAGGCAAUGGGGCCGUGGUCGAAGUGGUGGCCAAGUGCGAGAUGAAUAUCGAACUGAUUACGAUCCUGGCAGAGGUGGUUAUGGAAAAUUAGUUCAAAAAGAGUUGGAAGCACAAAGACAGCUUGUAGAUUAUGGAGCUGGGUCACUGGGCUCAUUCCCACCGGUUAUGGCCCCUCAUUAUGGUAGGCAUGGUGGGGGCCAUGGUCAUGGUGGUUCUUAUCGUCAUGGGAGAGAUUACCAUCGGAAGCGACACCGAGAUGAUGACCGCUAUGCACGUGAGUCCUCAAAGAGAAACUCGGAUCAUGAAUCCAGGAGAGCCUCUGACCAUGACGCUAGACCGGAGAAGAAUCCACGUUUCCGAGAGAGCGGUGAUUCUGAUGAAGAAGAAGAUGAUGAUCGUAAACGACGAUCUUAAUAGAUACAUUAUGUUUUAAUUAAGUGUAAUAUGUGAAGUAAGUUUUUGGUGUUUUUAUGCAUUUGUUAAGAGGGGCUCCAGACGCAGAACAAUGAGGAGUUUUCUUGGUACAAUUGGUAGGACACCAAAUGCUGCUUUAGCGCUUCAGUUGUUAUGUAGGGCAGUAUGCUGCAGCUGUCUUUUAGAUUAGAUGUUGGUUUUGGGCAUUUGUUGCAUGUUUAAAGGUGAAGCAUUGUAUUUCUUUUUUUUUUUAAAUAUUUUUUUUUUACAACUAA